UCGUAUGAUCGUCACCCACUUGCCAAUGGAUGAUAUCCCUCCUUGGUUGCUCGAUGCAAUGGUAUUGGUGUUCUCAUGCGCCAGGGAGCAAACCAUCUGCUCGUUCGCUUUCUAAUUGCGUUUGUAGCACUUGAAAACUCCGCCUUGUGCUUUCAUUACAUGCACAUGAUUGUCUGUUAAGGGUACAAGAGGUGUAUAAGUUAGGUAACAUAGCCUAAUGAAUUCAGCUUUGAGAUAGCUUGCUUUCACCAAGAUUCCUGAUCAAAAGCCGCAAGACCUUUCAUGAUGAACGAUAGGGAUCGUAGUCGUAGUCGUGGCCGUGGCCGUGGCGUGAACAACCGGGGCGGAGGUGGCCGUGGAUUGGACAAUAAUUCUCCAUCUCCCAGUAGAAGUGGUAACAAUACACCAUCCCCAGGUAGAGGACCUAAUCGAGGAGGACCUAAUUCACGAGGUCUUGUCCGAGGGCGCCCUCGGCCCGUAAUGAGUGAGCAAGAGGAGCAAGAGCGGCAACACCGUGAAGAGCAGCAAAGGAGGGCCUUUUGGUGCAGGAUUUGUGGAAACCAAGGUCAUUAUGUUGCAGAGUGUUCUGACACAUUAGCGCAAGAUGCCGUCGACGUUAUAACACCAGAUCCAGUAAAAUUGGCGACAGAAGUCACGGCACUCAGGCUUACCAGUGUUGUGGCUCCUGUGCUAAGCGCUGACGCGAAGCGAGCUGUCCGAAAGCAAAGAGACGAGUUGCGGAAGCAAAAUCUAGAGAAAUGGGGCAAGGCAGGCUUGCAUCUAGCGAAGCGAAUACUCGCCCCUGUUAGUCGGCCUGAGGUUGGCAGAGCUAAUUUCCUGAAGUUGGAAUUCAGGACGGAUCCUGGGCAGAUUGAUCUACUGAGGUAUCGAAUUGAGAUUCCCGAAAUUAACGACAAGAUUCCAACGAAGAAUGAGGUCAGGAGAGCUCUCAUUCUAAGAAUGCUUGUAGAGAAUCCACCCACCCUGAAUAAGAAAUUUUGGGUAACGGACUACUACUCAUACAUCAUCUCGAGGGGUAAGUUGUACACGAAUAUCGGGGACGAAGCGGGUGUUUCGGAUCUUGAUGUAUCGUACUACCGCAAUCCCACCCAUGAACCCAACGAACCUCGCCUUCUUACCAAGAUCGUAUUUGAGGGCAAGGUCGACCUUCCAAGGCUGAUCGCCCAUGUCACAGCAGACUCAAAUAACUUGGACCAAGACUAUUUACCAGACGCAGAUCUGAGAAGCUUGAAUAUUGUGUCAUGGUACCAGCUCCACAGAACUGCAGAAUUCAAUGGUGGUAUUGUAGGCAAAAAGUUCUAUCCGGCAAAUCAAGAUGAAAAUCACUCCGCAAACGUCAAGACUGCAGACAAAACCAGUAAUAUUUUCCUGCUGAGGGCCGGCUUUUUCACAUCUGUGCGACCCGGUCAAGGCUCUCUCUUGUUGAAUGUCAACACAACUACCUCGGCUUUCUUCCCUUCCAUUGUAUUGUCUCGGUGGAUGCAAUGCCGAUGGCCCCGGGGCACCACUUUUGCUCCGGAACUACGAGUCUUGAAAGGAGUUCGAGUUACUUUCGAGGGCGAUACCGCAACUGCACGAAGCGGCAGGAAAUAUGUCAUCUGCGAAGCCACGAUGACAGCUAUCAGUAACAAAUUCAUCACGCACCCAAAGACAAAAGCUCGCAUCCGAGCAGACCAAUACUUGACGACGAACCGCGGUGAGUAAAGCCCGAUUUGUAUGGACCGCUGACACUGAUUUAUGGAGAAUACAACCUUAGCAAUAAUAUUGAUGGAAAUGCGCGCGCUGUAAACAUAGGAGGUGACAGCCCUUUCGAGCUCUGGGUGCCCGCUACUCAUUUGUCAAUUAUCCCGUGGCAGCCUGUCCGUGGCAAACUCGAUAGUUCUGCAAUGGGUGCUAUGAU
Messenger RNA from Mollisia scopiformis, 1921 nucleotides. RefSeq lists its product as uncharacterized. Lineage: Eukaryota; Fungi; Ascomycota; Leotiomycetes; Helotiales; Mollisiaceae. Gene Ontology annotation, molecular function: nucleic acid binding; zinc ion binding. The coding region runs from base 283 to 1725 and encodes 480 amino acids. The record is from RefSeq and is a predicted model, not a curated record. The transcript is spliced from 2 exons.